CGGGAUCUGUGAGAGAGCGCGCGCGCAAGCCCGCGUACGUGUAUCGUCACCGCCGCCGCCGCUGUUGUCGCGCGGGUGUUUCGCGUUCGGGUAUCUCCGCGCAGUCGGUCAACGAAACAGAAAGUGGCCGUACGUCGUCCGUACCGCACGCGUCGCGACACACAAAACACACAAACAAACACACACACACUAACUCAAACACAGACACAAACACACACGCACUCCUCGCACACCUGUGACGAAGUACAAAUCGUUAUUAAUAAUAAUAAUAUUAUUUUUUUUUGUUUACCAUCAAUUUUGGUUUUUGACUAUAAUUUGCUCGUUUCGUCGCGAGACGAUUUCGCGGGUUUCGUAUCGAAAAUUUGAAAAUUUCGAAAGUUUCCACUUCGUAUCACGUAUGUAUGUCGAUAUAAUAAUUUGAAAAAAAAAAGGUAUAAUAUUUUUAUCCUUCGUCGCCGCUAGCGCCGAUUUGUCGAGCGCUUUUAGCGCACGCCGAGUAAAUUUUUAAGUAAAAACUGUAAAUCGAGAAAAAAAAACAAGACUUGAACGCAAUAAUCAACGGACGAGACACCGAUUUCCGCCGUCUUGCGCCGCGCGCGGCAUGCGAUCGCCGUCGUCGUGGUCGUCGACUAACGUCGCCCGUCGUAGUCGUCGUUGAAUGGCUCCUCGCCGGAACGCAAUGGGUUUCAACGGUAUCGGACAUUUCGCCGACUUGUUCGGCCAGUCAACCACAACGGCCAUGGAACAGUUGUUCCAGCAACAGCAACAGCAGCCUUAUCAACUCGUCCACCAACAACAACAGCACUACGAAGAUUGUUGCGUGCCCACCGGCGACUGCAUCAUGCGGUCUGCGCCCAUCAGGCCAGAAGAUCCGCGCGCCGCCGAACUGUACGCCCGCGUGGUGUGCAGCGACGGCGGGUGUCCGGCCGGUCGGUACAUGCACCGCGAGUGUUUCGACGCCUGGGAACGGCUGGUUUUGGUCUACAUGAAGAACGCGGCCGCGUCGUACGCCAACGGUAACGCGCCGCAGUCCAACAGCCGGCGCAUCAAGGACCUGUGGACGGUGAAUGUCAACAACAACAACGUGGUGAACCUCAACAAGAAAGGCUAUGAGAUGGCGUUCAAGGCCUGCGGCUGCCGUUGCGGCCGUGGUUACUUGAAGAAGGACUCCGAGUGGCCGCAGUCGUCGUCCGUUUCCGUCAUCCGCAGACGGUCAUCCGGCGGAAGCGGCGUCGCAGCGGACGACACGGUGGACGGAGGUAGGACAUCGGCCGCACCGCCGACCAUCGGCAAGAAGAAGAAGCGCCGACAGCCCUCCGCCAGACAUCCGGCGGCCACCGCCGCGUCCACGAUGAUGAUGGUCGACUAUUCCGAACUUCGGCUCCGCACCGGCAGCCUGUCCGGUUCGUCCAACGGUUCCAGCUCUCCCGUCACCAAUUCCGCCAGCAGCGUGUCACCCGCCCACUCGGGAUCGUUCGGUUCCAGCACUAGCACCGGUGCCGGUUCCGGUUCAGGUUCUGGUUCCGGUUCCGGGUCUUCGUCGUCCAAGAGGCGCGGAGCCUGUCUCAAAGACGUUUUCGAGAGGCAGUCGUCCAUGAACGGCAAUGGGAUAUUUUGCCGCCGUCUGGACUUCAGCACAUUCAACCGGCUACCACGGCACAUGCUCAACUCCUAUCACGUAAAGAUCGAAGACGAAGGCAACCACGGAAACGACGAGACCAGAUCAUUCAUUUUGUCGUCGUUGGCCGCUCAAAACCAAUCGCGAGUCAACUGCGUCCUGUGCUCGGACGUCAUGUUGGUGUUCGACCGAUAUCCACUGGUGGACGGUACAUUCUUCCUCAGCCCCAAGCAAUAUAACAAAAACGCCGUCGAGGUGAAAAACGAAGGACGAGCUCUGUUCCUGAACGCCGUCUGCAUGAAAUGUCUGGACGAAAAAGACGCUGACCGGAAGCUGUGUUGCCGAUUCUGCGCCACCCAAUGGGACGGUUCGUCACUCAUUAUGGGCACCAUGUACGCGUACGACGUGUUCGCCGCCAUGCCGUGUUGCAAUGAACGACUCAAGUGCAAUGGCUGUCAGAAAGCAUUGAUGUUGUCGCACCAACGACUGAACUUCUACAGCGAUUAUAGCCGCAAAGUCACCUGCCCGCACUGCACUUCCGUCGACUAUCACUUUGUCAAGCCGCUCGCGGUGUACUACACCCGACAGUGGCCAUAACAUACGGCCACGGUCCCGGCCACAAUGGUCGGGGCCGGUGGCCGCCUACCGGCAGCCACCGCCGUCGCCGCACCAGCGGUGAUUUGCUCCUCGUCGGCAGUCGCCGUCACCCCGCCGGCCGUGCUCCAACAGCAACAGCAACAAAAUCAUCAGCACCUGCAACAGAUGCAACAACAACAGCAACAGCAACAGCACGCGCCGCCCGAUUACACUUCGGUGGCCAUCGAAAAGCUGCUCCAUUCCAUAUGGGACACCAAAGUCAACGACAUCAUGGCGGCCAUCAACCACUUGGGUUUGGUCUGAACUAUAUAUAAAUGCAGUCGAGUGUAUAAAAAAACCGAAACGGCUUUUUCAUCUUUUCAAAAAACAAAAAACAAAAAAAAAACAAGGUGUUCUUUAUUAUUAUUAUUUGUUCGUAGUUGUUUUAUUAUUAUUAUUAUUAUUACGUUUGUGGUUUUUUUUUAAAUGAAAAAAAACAUUGAAAUAAUCAUUAUUCAUAAGAUUUUAAUUAUUAUUAGGUGUUAGUGAUUUUCAAAGAAAAGACGUCGUAAUGUAAUUUUUUUCUUGUUAAAAAAUUUUGUACAGCGGUCCCCGUUAAAAAAAAAUUAAAAAAAAAAAAUUCAAAAUAUAAAAAAAUUAACCAAAUAAUUAUAAUAAUAAUAUUAUGUAAUGGGAUGAUAUUAUUAUAUACCAAUAUAUGAGACUUCGAGCGGGCCCUAUCGACAGCUUUUCCUCGUCCGCCCGCCAGCCCGCCACGACGAGAACACCAUCUUCCGUUUUUUCGAUUUCGACGGACGAUUCGUCGGAGGCGUUUUGUGUACGUAUGUAUGACAUUUUUUAGUUCUUUUUGUAUAGUUCGAUAUUUAAAAAAGUUCAAAAGAGUUGAAAAUAUUAAUUUUGGUUCUUAUAUAGUAAAUUUGACACGACGGUGUGCGCAGAACCUAAUAUUGUUUUUUGUUUCACGAUGUCCUAUAUCAUUAGUGUUGGUUGUUAAUGUCUUUAAAAAAAAUAAUUCUCGCGAUCGGGUUUUUUUUUUUUACGGACCGCUGUCUGUCUUGCGGAGUAGCUUAUAAUCAUAAAUAAUUGUAGUCGUGCACGGUUUUUCGCUAACGAUCGACGGUGUGGCGAUGGCGGGCGGGAGAAACGUCGUCUGCGGUGGUGUGUGAUAUUAAUUCGUCGUGGUGUCGUCGAUUCUCGUCGACGUCCGGCGGGUUUAAUUAUUAUUAUUAUUUAUAUUAUUAUAUUAUGUAUGAUAAUAUUCUUUAGAACAACAGUACAACAUAUUAUAUAAUUGAUUAAUUAUUGAUAAAUACGUAGAGUACAAUUAUUAAAAGUAAUGGAAUAAUAUAUUAUUAUUAACGAUAUAUAUGGAUAAUAUUAUAUAAUAAAAAAUAAUAUCACGUUUGAGCUAUCUAAAAAAACCUAUACGAUAAUUUUACCUAUCUGUAUGUUGUCUACGUAGACGCCCACGCACACGGCCGUACCUAACCUUAACGAUAUUAUUAUUAUUAUUAUUACUAUUAUCGUUUUGUGUGUGCGCCCAUUGUGCGUGCGUAUUUAAUGUAUGACGCGUGUGUGUAACGUGUUUGUGGUUAUUAUAAUAGACACACGCGACAUUAUAUUUAUUAUUAUUAUUAUUAUUAUUAUUAUUAUUAUUAUGUAUUCUUGCUCUGAUGCUCAAUUACGCGCUACCUCUUGUUUUGUUUACCAAUCGUACUAUAUGUUAAUUAACAAAGUAACAAAGAAAGGAACAGUUUUUAACGUGUGUGUUAUAUUAUACUUAUACAAAAAUCUCGAGAUUUAAAAUUACCUAAUAAUAUAUAGUAUACGGUUUUUUUUUUCGUUUUUGGGUGUUUCGUUUUGAUUUCAAAUCCAUCGUCAUCAUCAUAAUCAUAAUUUUUGUUAUUAUUUUGAUUUAAAUUUUUUUUUUUUGUCGAUUUUGAUCAACUCGGGGGUCAGAAGUUAUAUUAUAAUACAAAAGAAAAAAAAAUACAAAUACAAAUCGUUGUUUAAAAAUACCUAAGCUACCUCGGGUUUCAUUUGUCUCACGGAAAUGAAUACUCUUUAGUUAAUUUUUUUUUAACUCAUUUUAGCCCAAGUUGAGUUGUUUUGGUUUCUAUAUUAUACUUCUUUCCUUUAUUUAUAUUAUUUGAUAUUGUUAAUGUAUACAUAUAUUGUGAAUCGUGAUUUUUUUAUGCUUUAUGUUUUGUUAUUAUGCACUAAUAGUACAACAUUAAACAAAUUAUGUUUUUAAUUAAUGAUUAUUUAUAUAGUCUAAAUGAGUAGGUUUAUAAAUUUUAAAAAAAGUAAGGGAGAAAAAAACAAAAAAAAACGGAACGGAUCGUACAAAUGGAAAUACUUCAUUAAUUGAUAUUAUUAGCAAUAUUAUAUCUAUAUAUAAUAUUACGUGGAUUUUUUGUAUUAUCGGCGAAAAAUUUUGACUAUUUUAAACAAAUUAAAUCGUAUUUCUAGGAGAGUUUUUUUAUUUGUUCGACGCAUUUGGAUUGUCGCUGUGUUAUUAUUCUAUAUACAUUUUUUUUUCUUUUCGACAUACUCUGUCAGUACCUGUUCAUUAAAAAAAUAAAAAAUAAAAAAUAAAAAAAAACAUUAUUUUGUUUAACUCGUUACAGCGCAUUUGUUAGUGUAUAGAUAGUGUUACAUGAGUGAGAAAAGAAGAUAGAAAAAGAGAGGGAGUAUAAAAAACUCACUUUUUCAUAAUAUCAUAUUUUUCACCCCGUGUAUUACGAUAUUAUAGUAUAUUAUAUAUUAUAUGAUGUAAUCGCUAUAGUAUUAGAUUUUAACCCCCCAUUAUUCCCCCGUGUACAGUUAUUAUAUUGUGUAUUUUUAUUAUUAUUAUUCUCAUCAUCAUCAUCAUCAUCAUUAUUUUAUUUAUUAUUAUUAAUUAUUAUUAUCAUGAUGUAUGUGUAAAGAAAUUUCUUUUAAUUUUUUUCAUCGGGUCUCGAAUCCCGUUGAGAAUUUUUUUUUUAAUAAUUUUUUGUAGAGUUUUUCUGAGUGGUUUGCGUUUUGUGUAAUAUUUCUAAGGGCUUUAAUAAGAAAGAACAACAUAUACCUUCAAUAAAAUAAAUAGUUUUAUUUUCAAUAUUGAUGAUUUGCAUACAUUUUAUUAUCUACUAUUAAUUAUUUUUAUUUUUUUGAACGAGAGAAAAGUACUCGAAAUUUUUAGUUUUGCAUUCUAGUCAGAGUCGAAAUUUUAAUAAAAAUCGAAAAUCAUUAAAUAUAUUAUACGCAUACAUAUAUUUAAAACAAAUAAUUCGAACUACCUAUUUUAUAGUUUUUAUUACACAUUUUGUUUUUAUUUUUAGCACUUUUUUUGUUAGCAUUUUUGAUUUUAGUUAAUUUUUUUCCUUGCGAGUGUAUUUAUAUAGCAAUAGUUAGAAUUUUUGGUGACGGUGUCACGGUUUUUAUUUUUAUUUGCCUUACAAUUUUAUUUGAACUCGCUCUUUAGUAAGUAAAUUAGUAUGUCAGGUCCGAAGCUAUAAUAAGGAGACGAGAGUCUUGUAACUAUAGUUAUGUCUCGAUUCCCGCUCUCGGAGGAGGAGGAGGAGGAGGACUGCGAACGCGUCAUGUAGACUUGCCCAAAAAUGUGUUCAAAAUUGUAAAAAGUACUUACGUAUUAUGACCGGGGGGUGUGGGGAGGGUAAAACAUAUUCUCGAUGAUAGGCCCGCGGGAUGUGUAUCAAUAAAUGCUCAAUAAUUAUAAAAACAAGUAAAUAAUGAAUAAUCUUUUCAAAAAUAAACGUUUUGACGUGUAGUACUGGGCGAUUCUAUUAUUACGGUAUUUGUCGAGUAAAAAAGAUAAUUAAUAUUAAAUACCACCACCCACCUGUCUCCCGACAAAUAAACGGCCAAGCAGCGUUUACGGAUUUAAUCUAGUCGUGUGACCCGCGUAAGUACACCCACUGUAAUCGGUUACCACAUAUUUGCAGCCCCACACUCACACUAUGGUGUCUUCAUUUAUUACGUUACUGCGAUCUUAUAACGUUUUAUUAUUCUUUUUCUGCGCGUGUCUUAUAAUAUUCAAAACAAAACGCGUUUUUUCAGUCGCUCCUCCCCCCCCCCCUCCCUGCAAUGGGCCGCAGACUCCUUGUAUAUUAAGAGUUUUUUCGUUUUCGUUCCGACUUCUCUUCGUUUAGUGAAAUUGUUUUCACAUGGUCUUCGCUUCAAAUUCGUCAACGUGCAUCGUGUAUCUUAUCGUUUUUUUUUUUUUUUUUAUAUAUAUCUUUAAUCAACAAGUAGUAAAAUAUGAUUUUAGGUUUUUUUUCAAAAAUAAUAUAUAUAUAAAUGUGUAUAGACAUUAGGGUGUUUAGAUUAUAGUGAGUGAAUUAUGUAUCAUAACGAUUAUAUUAUAUAAAUAUAUACUUUAACAUAAUAACUUUAAUAUAAUAUUGUGUAUGGUAUUUAAAGAUAAUAUAAUAAAAUAUAAAAUUAAAAAUUUUUAACUAAUAAAUAGGUACGAUAUAAUUAUAUAUAAUAUUAUUUAUGUGUAUUGAAAAAUCGUCGGUUCAAAGUACAAAAACUUAAAAUAUAAAAAAAAAUAACAAUAAUCACCUGUCCACUAUGUGUUUAGACACCUAUAUUUAUAUUAUAUUAUUAUAUAUUAUAAAAAAAAAAAUGUUGAAUUUUAUUCAGAAGUGUAAAAGUGUUGGUGUAGAACGGAGAUUAGUGUUAUACAAAUUAAUAAACUAUAUGAGGCCUAAUAUUGAAGGGGCGUUUUUUUAUUAUUUUUUUUUAUAUAGACGGUCAGGACUCAGAUUCUUCCCUCUCGAUUUUUUUUUUAAAUUAUUAUUAUUAUAAACAUUUUACAAAUACAUAUAUUUAUAUUUAUAUAUAAACGGUAAAGUUUCAACAAGAAGUCUACGAAGUCUGGCAGGAAACAUCCUAUGUUUAUUAUUUGUUUUCAAUUUUUUUUUUUUUUAUGAUUAUUAUUAUUAUUUAUAUUAAUAUUAUUUUAGAUAAUUUGUUACGCAUUCGUUUUUAUAUUACCAAUUCAUUGUAGAGAUUUUCUCGAGGAGUAUUUUUUAUUAUUAUUAUUAUUAUUAUUAUUAUAUAUAUUUUUUUUUGUUUUGCUUUCAUAUAAUAAACAUGAGAUACAUAAAUAUUAUUUAUGUAUAAUUAUUAAAGAAAAAAAACAUAAUUCGUUGUGUUUUUCGCGCGUCUGUGUACCUAUAAAGACACGACGACGAAGACCUGCGCAACGUCGUUUCCGGUGUUUGGGUUUUCACUGCAGUGUGCUCUCUGUGAAUACCUCGAAAAAGAAUGUUCCUAAAUUGUUUUACUUUCCUGACGAGAAUAAUAAUAAAGUGUGCGGUUUUUUUUUUUGGUUUUUUUUCGUGGUCCCCGAUUAUAAGAUUAUAUUAUUAUUAUGAUUAUUAUGAACUGUAUUAGUCGCGCGCGAUUUGUGUAUUGUAAACAUAUAAGGCCGAUGACGAUGACGACGACUUUUGUGUGUGUCGUUCGACUAUCGUUUUUCGACCCUAUUGUGUGCACUAUAUACACUUACGUACAAUAUUAUGUAUGAUGCCCCCGCCCCCGGAAUUCCUGUUUCUCUUCCGCGAAUGAUUUUAAUGUUUAACAUAUUAAUAUAAUAUAAUAUAAUAUUAUGCAGUAUAUGAUAUUGUGUUUUUGAUGUUUCAUAUUAUUUUGUUUUAAUCAUUAUUAUUAUUAUUAUUAUUAUUAUUAUUAUUAUUACAAUAUAUAUUUUUUUUUUUUUAGUCGACUUAGAGCGUGGAUGAUUAUAUAUAAUUUAUUUACGUGGGGACUGGAGAUCGCACUACGUUACGUAAUAAUAAUUGUAAUCAUUAAUAUUAUAUAUCACAAUAAUAAUAAUUAAUAUUAUUUAUGCUAUUAUUAUAUUAUGUCGAACGAUUACAAUGUUAGAAUAAAACAGUUUAUUAUUCA
Messenger RNA from Metopolophium dirhodum (rose-grain aphid), 8134 nucleotides. RefSeq names its product headcase protein (gene heca). The record is from RefSeq and is a predicted model, not a curated record. NCBI's taxonomy places the organism in Eukaryota, Metazoa, Arthropoda, Insecta, Hemiptera, Aphididae.